AUGGAUGCUACGUGGGCUCAGUAUUUGAGAGUUAAGACUGCAGAGAUCCUAUUACUUCUGCGCAUUCAUUCAAACCAAUUUUCGUGUUUUGUUCUUGUGGUGAAGGGUGUUCUGUUGUACCUAAACCCGCUGUACCCUGGGCUAAUCCGGAAUGUGACCCUCGUUGGAAUCAGUAUAUGUCUGGUUCUCUACCUUGUCCGCAACGACCGAUGUAUCGACCAGUCGGUCCUAUCUCGUGCAGACGGUGUGGUGCUCGCUGGGUUCUACAUUGUCACGGGUCUUGUCAGUCUAGUAAACUGGCUAUGCCCCGGAAUCCUACCCGAACCGAGAGUCGCCACCGAGGCGACGAUGAUAACGGUAUAUUUAUCAUGGAUGGGUCUUGUGCAUACCAUUCUCUACUCACGAACUUCAUACUUCGAGUGCGAUGGUACGUUUGGAUUAGCGGGCAGGUACUAUGAAGACUUCCUGAGACUCGGAAUGUGCUGGAAUAGUGUGCUAUGUUUGAGCCGUACUCAAGAGAUGAAGGCCUUGGAAAGCCUUUCCUGGUAUACCGUAUCCUGA
Molecule: messenger RNA, 561 nt
Organism: Aspergillus niger
Lineage: Eukaryota; Fungi; Ascomycota; Eurotiomycetes; Eurotiales; Aspergillaceae
Exons: 4
Coding region: 1-561 (186 amino acids)
Source: RefSeq, a predicted model, not a curated record